Puccinia graminis f. sp. tritici CRL 75-36-700-3 is the source of this 914-nucleotide messenger RNA. RefSeq lists its product as uncharacterized. Lineage: Eukaryota; Fungi; Basidiomycota; Pucciniomycetes; Pucciniales; Pucciniaceae. The transcript has 4 exons. The record is from RefSeq and is a predicted model, not a curated record. Bases 1 to 888 code for a protein of 295 amino acids.
AUGACUCUCUUAAGAUAUUUGCUUAUCGCUGUUCUUUGUCUGACUCAUGUUCACCAGACCGCAAGUGAGGACACCCCCGAAGAUGACGAUGAUCUAUCCAGAACAGUCGUUGGUGGGGAUCCCACCGACCCUUCCGAAGUUACUACUAUGAGAGCCUCUGGCGGCCGAGGUGGAGGUGGAUCGAGGUCAUCUAGUAAGUCGACGUCACCCAGUACCUCGUCGUCAUCGUCUGGCUCGACACCAUACCGCACCCCAUAUUAUUACCCCUACUACUACAUUCCGUAUGGCCACGGCGGAUAUCGAUCAGAUGGCUACGGUUCUCCGCCACCCGCAAGGAUACUUGCCUGGGACUAUAGACUUCGACUAAACAAGGGGAAUGUCACCGUGGUCGACACUGAGAACGGACAUCCCCUCUACACUAUCAGCAAAGCGCCUCAUCGUGGCUUCAUCAUCACUAACCAGCGCGGUGACGUACUGCUACGAGCAAAUGAUAAUAAAAAAGCGUCGUGUGGAUUUGGGUGGAAAUACCACACUCCAAUGAAUGUCAGCUACUCGAUUGAUCCAAGGGGUCCUUCUACAGACCGCUGGAAAAUCGAGCUUUACGGAAAUGGAAGAGAAGAACAGCCUCAUACGUUGAAGUAUUAUCGCGCCCACCAGAAAAACAAAGGUAAAAUUAUUGACAAGACAUGGGGCAAAACACGCAACAUUCAAGCAGCUAGACUCGAUGAAAGGGAUCCGCUAGAUAAAUCCAAGUGGGAAAAAGACACCCUGUGGAAAAUUGGAAGAGUUACGACAUUGGAAAUCAAUGAUCCAACCAUUGGUGAUCACUACUUCAUUGGUUUGUGGGCUAUGGUUCACAUCCGAUGGGAUCGAUGCAUAAAUGCCUGAUCCAAAAACCUAAUCUCUUGAUAAAA